Chiloscyllium plagiosum (whitespotted bambooshark) is the source of this 2485-nucleotide messenger RNA. It is a transcript of the gene slc2a2, whose product is annotated as solute carrier family 2 member 2. Gene Ontology annotation, cellular component: brush border; plasma membrane. The record is from RefSeq and is a predicted model, not a curated record. Gene Ontology annotation, molecular function: D-glucose transmembrane transporter activity. Lineage: Eukaryota; Metazoa; Chordata; Chondrichthyes; Orectolobiformes; Hemiscylliidae. Gene Ontology annotation, biological process: dehydroascorbic acid transport.
AGGAUCCAGGUGCCAGUGUUAGCUUCGCUCUCAGGUACUUUUAUCACUUGGAAUUCCGCACCAGGGAUGGGGAAGAUCAGCGCAGACAGCCGAUCGGGAAAGGAAGUGACAGGAUUGCUGCUUCUCUCUGUCUUUGCAGCAGUGCUUGGCUCAUUACAAUUUGGUUAUGGACUCGGUGUCAUCAAUGCACCCCAGGCGAUUAUUGAGAAACAUUAUGCUCACAUCCUCAACAUUGACCAGAAUGAGACAAUGGCCACCAAUCUCACACAAUCACCCAACCCUAUCAAAGAUCGCAGAAUCAUCAUUUAUUGGACUGUUUCUGUCUCCAUCUUCUGUAUCGGUGGAAUGUUUUCUUCAUUUUUUGUUGGAUGUCUAGCAGACAGGUUGGGCAGACUGAAGUCUAUGUUAGCUAUAAAUAUCCUUGCAAUAGUUGGUGCCCUUCUCAUGGGAUUGGCCAAAUUUGGCCCAUCGCACAUCCUCAUCAUUACAGGACGGGCUAUCACUGGAAUUUACUGCGGGCUGUCUUCAGGAUUGGUACCCAUGUAUGUCGGAGAGAUCUCACCCACCAGUUUGCGAGGGGCACUGGGCACCAUGCAUCAAUUAGCCAUUGUCACGGGUAUCCUCCUCAGCCAGGUGUUUGGCUUAUCGUUCCUGCUAGGUAAUGAUCGGUUGUGGCCUGCAAUUCUUGGCCUUUCAGGUGUGCCAGCCCUUCUACAGACCAUCCUGCUACCCUUCUGUCCUGAAAGUCCUCGCUACCUCUACAUAAAACUUGGAAGAGAAGAUGCAGCAAGGAAAAGUUUGAAAAGAUUACUGCAGAUAUCUGACACGGACAAGUACAUUGAAGAGAUGAAGAAGGAGAAGGAAGAAAUCCAGAAAGAGAAGAAGGUGUCCGUGGCACAGCUGUUCUGCUCUUCCAACUACAGACAGCCCCUCACCGUUGCCUUGAUGCUGCACAUAUCCCAGCAAUUAUCUGGAAUUAAUGCAAUAUUCUACUAUUCCACAUCUAUUUUCAGAACGGCUGGUUUAUCACACCCUGUGUACGCUACCAUAGGGGUUGGAGUGGUCAACAUCAUCUUCACUGUGGUUUCAGUCUUCCUGGUGGAGCAUGCUGGCCGUCGGUCUCUCUACAUAAUAGGCCUGGCAGGGAUGUGCAGCUGUGCAUUUCUAAUGACAGUCGGGCUAGUUUUCCAGCACAAUUUCACCUGGAUGAGCUACCUGAGCAUGUCAGCUAUCUUUAUCUUCGUAGCCUUCUUCGAGAUUGGACCAGGCCCGAUCCCUUGGUUCAUUGUAGCUGAGUUAUUUCGGCAAGGGGCACGGCCAGCUGCUAUAACCAUUGCGGGUUUCUGCAAUUGGACCUGUAAUUUCAUCGUGGGAAUGUGCUUCCCAUACAUUGCGGAGCUGUGUGGUCCUUAUGUAUUUGUCAUUUUUGCUGGGCUGCUCUUUGGUUUCACCUUAUUCACGUACUUCAAAGUGCCCGAGACAAAAGGAAAGACAUUUGAACAGAUCGUGCAAGGAUUCCGACGAAAGAAAUUGUCAUCAGCCCAACUCAAAGCUUCCGCCACUGAACUAGAACAUUUGGGCAGUACAGAGGCCUAAUGGAUGGACAAAGGGAAAAGAUCAGAUUCUGAAACUUUCUACUGUGCCUAUUGCGGUGAAUGGAUUCAAAUUAAGACUGAAACAGGAACAAUGUUAAAAGGUGUACCAGUAACUCGAGGGAAACAUGUUGGAAAAUUGCUGUGCAUCUUCCCUUGCUGUUGGAUGGAACCAAAACCAUCUACAAUGCAUAUUGAUAUUGUACAAAGAAUGACUAAAUGAACACAUUUAGUAAAACAGAUUUCCCAGUGUGGGCUGGUGCAAGUCUGGGCUGGAUCCCAGUGUAAGCUGGAUCACAGUGUGGCCUGGAUUGUCUCUUUGCCCUUUGUUCCAAUGCUGUCCUGGAGGUGGAUGCACAAGAUCAUUCUGUCAACUGUCCAUGAUUAAUCUUAAAUUUCUGGUGACUCCAGGUUAAUUCCUGGAUUCUGGGGUAAAUUGCCCUGGAGGGUUAUCAUCAAUUUCUUUCUCUGUCUGUUUUCUUUGAACACUUUCACUUGAAAAGGUUCGGAGUUGGGGAGAAACAAAAAGUUCUUUUAAGUGACAGUUGAGCAUUAAUCAAAUCACUAGAGAUGAACAUUGAUGACAUUAGGGCACAAUAAUAAUGGUGCUAAUGAGAAACAGUUUGAGAUUACUCUGCGUGGAAUUAGUGGAUGAACACUUACCUUGUUUAAAUGAAACUAAUUGCCCGAUUGGAGUAAAACAGAAAUGAACUCCAUUGUGUUCAUUGGAUUAGCACCAUCUGCUAAAAUGAGAGUGCCAUUUCAGAUGAACUGAUAAAGGAUUUUGGAAAUAGAAUAUAACUUUUUUGGGGAAGGAGUGAAGUGGUGCCUAUUGUGCACUCUGCCUGAUCUUUUCUUCACUCAUGAGGAGAAAGUGAGGUCUGCAGAUGCUG